GGGCGGGGGCUCCGCCGGGCUCUCUAGGACGCCGGCGCCCCGCACACCCACCAUGGAUCUGCUGCUGUUGGUGAACACGAGCCUGGGCUCCCCCAACGAGUCCCUGGCGCUGCCCCCCGCCUCGCCGUCCUCGUCGGCCCUCCUGCAGCCGCCCUCCCCCUACUCGCCGGCGGCCGUGGCCAGCCUGGCGGCCGUGGUGGGCUUCCUCAUCGUCUUCACCAUCGUGGGCAACGUGCUGGUGGUGAUAGCUGUGCUCACCAGCCGGGCGCUGAGAGCCCCCCAGAACCUCUUCCUGGUGUCCCUGGCCAGCGCGGACAUCCUGGUGGCUACCCUGGUCAUGCCUUUCUCCUUAGCCAACGAGCUUAUGAAUUACUGGUACUUCGGCAAGGCUUGGUGUAACAUUUACCUGGCGCUGGACGUGCUCUUCUGUACCUCGUCCAUCGUCCACCUGUGCGCCAUCAGCCUCGACAGGUAUUGGUCGGUCACACAGGCGGUGGAGUACAACCUCAAACGGACACCCCGGCGGAUCAAGGCCAUCAUCCUCACCGUGUGGCUCAUUUCGGCCAUCAUCUCCUUCCCGCCAUUGAUCUCCGUGUACCGGGACCCCGAAGGAGAUGUCUUUCCCCAGUGCAAGCUCAAUGACGAGACAUGGUACAUCCUUUCUUCUUGCAUUGGCUCUUUCUUUGCCCCCUGCCUCAUCAUGGUGUUGGUCUAUAUCCGCAUCUACCGCGUGGCCAAGCUAAGGACCAGGACCCUCUCUGAGAAGCGUACGAUGCCAGAGGGGUCCUCCCAGACUGAGAACGGCUUGAGCCGCGCUGCUGGCGSCUGCACGUCCCUGAGGAUGCAGCUGGGAGAGAACGGACAUUAUUCAGUGCACCACUGGCGCAAAGCCUCCGAGCUGGAGGACAUUGAGCUGGAGGAGAGCAGCACCUCAGAGAGCAGGCGGAGGCGGAGCCGGGAGGAGCAUCGCCGCAAAAGCAAGAGCCAGUCCUUCUCCUACUCAUAUUCCUCCAAGCACUCCAGUAGCCGUCUGUCCCGUGCCAGCAAUCGCUCCRUGCAGUUCUUCUCCUAUCGCCGUCGCCGGAAGCGUAGCAGCAUCUGCCGUAAGAAAGUUGCCCAGGCCCGGGAGAAGCGCUUCACUUUUGUGCUGGCCGUGGUCAUGGGGGUGUUUGUAGUUUGCUGGUUCCCUUUUUUCUUCAGCUACAGCCUCUACGGUAUUUGCCGGGAGGCAUGCGAGGUCCCUGAGACUCUAUUCAAGUUCUUCUUCUGGAUUGGGUAUUGCAAUAGCUCCCUCAACCCAGUCAUCUACACCAUCUUCAACCAGGACUUCCGCAGGUCCUUUAAACACAUUCUUUUUAAGAAGAAGAAGAAGAACUUCCGGCAUUGAGCUGGAGGGAUGGAUUUGCCUCGAGAAGGAGUAGAGUUGAAAGAGAAGGAGAAAGCUCAAUGCUGGAAAAGGAGGGAGGGAAGAGAACAUGGGGCUUGGGCUUAGGGAGAAGGGAGAGGGCUCGCCCCAUCRGUGGAGCAGGGUGAUGCUGUGGGGAUGGUGUCGGGGAGGCUGAGGGCAUUCACCGUGGAACAGAAUGGUUACAAGGUGCUGGGGGAGCAUUGCUGGAGUGUGGAGGGGUCAGUGGGGAGGGAGUGAUUGUUGUCUUUGAACCCUGAUGGACGGCAUGGGGAGCCCACAGGGGAAAACAGGCUGAGAUGCUGAGUUUGGGAGGCAGUGAGCUUUYGUGGG
Molecule: messenger RNA, 1738 nt
Organism: Malurus melanocephalus (red-backed fairy wren)
Lineage: Eukaryota; Metazoa; Chordata; Aves; Passeriformes; Maluridae
Gene: ADRA2C
Product: adrenoceptor alpha 2C
Exons: 1
Coding region: 53-1387 (444 amino acids)
Biological process (GO): adenylate cyclase-activating adrenergic receptor signaling pathway; platelet activation; regulation of vasoconstriction
Cellular component (GO): membrane
Molecular function (GO): alpha2-adrenergic receptor activity
Source: RefSeq, a predicted model, not a curated record